UAGAUAGAUAGAUAGAUAGAUAGAUAGAUGUAGAUAGAGAGGGAGAAGGAUAUAGGUGAGUGAGUGAGAACGAGAUAGAGAGAGAGAGAGAGAGAGAGAGGGUGGACGUUUCGUAGUGGAGAGGGAAAUAAGAGGAUACGAAAAGGGGCUGCGAGAGGUGGCAGACCAGCUGCUAAGCUCAGAGCGCGUUGAUUCGUCUCGGGUGAAAUAGCAAAAGGAUUAAUAGGAUGAAGUCCGAAAGUAAUAACGGAUACAUCAGAGCUAAUGUUAUCCCGGAACAAAAUGAACUUACGUCUCCCACGGGACAAGACGUUUCACUAACCGGAAGUCCACUUCAGGUUACCUAUGGACCAAGAGGUGGUACAGUGACCAGCGUUCUUCAUCCAACUAAUACGAGAAGACAGGUGGCUGGAAUAACACGAGCUACUUCGGUAACGAGAAGACGAAGUGGGGCUUCUAUUAGGCAACAAAUGUUAGGCAUAUUGGCUGCCACAUUGCUCGGCAUUUCUCUUUUAAUUCUUCUUGUCUUGGUAUUGAACACAACGCGGGAAUGCGUCCAAGAGCCACGUCCGAAUGUAUGCAUGUCCGAAGAAUGCGUCAGAACCGCCGCAAGUUUGCUCUCAGCGAUGGACCGAACUGUUGCACCCUGUGUAAACUUUUUUCAAUACGCAUGCGGUACUUGGAAUCGUUUGCACGUGAUACCAGAAGACAGAAGUUCUAUCAGCACGUUCGAAGUACUCGCCGAUCAACUCCAAGUCAUUUUGAAGCGUGUUCUCGAAGAAUCACCGAACGAGAACGACAAUAAUGCAACUCUCAAGGCCAAAAUGUUCUACAAAUCGUGCAUGGACAUCCCACGUAUACGCGAGAUCGGUGACAGACCUUUGAAGAAAACAUUAGCUGCACUUGGUGGUUGGCCCGCAGUGAUUGGAGCAUCUUGGGAACCACCACCUUAUCCGAUCGAGGUUCUCUUGGGUCGUUUACGAGGUGAAUACAACGAGGGUGUUCUAAUGGAGCAAUGGGUUGGACCGGACGACAAAAAUUCCUCGACCAACAUCCUGCAGUUGGAUCAAAUGCAGCUGGCAUUACCUAGCCGUGAUUAUUAUCUGAAGAAGAACAGCGAGGCCGAAUUGGAUGCUUAUCAUCGUUACAUGACGAACGUAGCUGUUUUGCUUGGCGCCAAUCGUGAAAAUGCAGCACUCGAGUUUAAUCGCGUGAUCGCCCUUGAAAAACAACUUGCCAAUGCUUCGUUGCCCGAGGCCGACAGACAUGACACCUCAAUGAUCUAUAGAAAGUUAACAUUACGAGAACUACAAAAAGAGGUGCCGCAACUUAAAUGGAAAGUUUAUCUCGAGGAAUUCAUAAGUGCACCGAUUACCGAGGACGAGCCAGUAGUGGCAUACGCGAUGCCCUAUUUCCUUCAAAUGGGUCGAAUCGUACAGAAAACCGAUCGCAGGACGUUGCACAAUUACAUAUUAUGGCGAUUGGUGAUGUCUAUAAUGCCGCAUAUGAUAGACGAAUAUCAGCAAAAGAGAAUCGAGUUUCGUAAGAUAUUAUCAGGAAUCCUCAGCGAGAGAAACAGAUGGUCCCAAUGCGUCGAGUGGACCAAUAAGAAUCUUGGAAUGGCUGUCGGUGCACUUUUCAUACGUGAUAAUUUUAAUCACGAGAGCAAGGAAACUGCAUUGGAAAUGAUACGAACUAUACGCGAAGCUUUUAAUGAAUUGCUAGCUGAGAAUCAAUGGAUGGACGAUGAAACUAGAACAGUUGCCAAAGGAAAAGCUGAUUCGAUGAAUGAAAGAAUCGGUUAUCCAGAGUUUUUAAAGGAUCCAGUUAAACUCUCCUUGGAAUACGUUACGCUGAACAUAACGGAGGAUCAUUUUUUGGAAAAUGUUUUGGCGGUACACAAGUACGACGCAUAUCAUAAUCUUCAGGAAUUACGUCAACCGGUUGACAAGGAUAAAUGGUCCACGGAGCCAGCCGUGUUAAAUGCAUUUUAUAAUCCUAAUAAAAAUGACAUAGUAUUUCCCGCUGGUAUACUGCAACCGUUGUUCUAUUCUCAACACUUUCCUAAAUCGUUAAAUUACGGUGGAAUCGGUGUGGUGAUAGGUCAUGAAAUCACUCAUGGGUUUGAUGACAAGGGACGACAAUUUGACAAAGAUGGCAACAUGAUGCAAUGGUGGAAUAAUGCAACCAUUAAAGCAUUUCGAGAGAGAGCACAGUGUAUCGUCGAUCAAUACUCUCGAUACAAAUUACAAGAAGUUGAUCUUUAUAUAAACGGCCGAAUGACGCAAGGUGAAAAUAUCGCUGAUAAUGGUGGAUUAAAACAAUCGUUUCGUGCUUACAAAAAAUGGGUUACGAUACACGGAGAGGAACCAUUGUUACCUGGGGUGAAUUUAACUCACGAUCAACUCUUCUUUCUUAAUUAUGCACAAAUUUGGUGUGGCUCGAUGAGACGAGAGGAUGCUCUAACGAAAAUACGUAGUAGCGUACACUCACCGGGUCCGGUUAGAGUGUUAGGCCCGCUUUCAAAUAGCGAGGACUUUGCCAAGGCCUAUAAUUGUCUACCAGGCUCACCGAUGAAUCCAACGCGUAAAUGUAGCGUCUGGUAAAAAUGUACGAAUUGUCAGAAAAAAAAAGAAAACAAGAAGAGAUAAAAGAAGAAAAAGAUUUUUUUCGAAAGAUCUGAUUCAUUCGAAUCGAUACAAAAUAGAUAAAUAUUUGAUGAGAAUACAGAGGAUGUCAUUGUAAUACAUCCAAUAUGGACUCCAGUUUUCGUGGUAGCCAUUUUGUCGGUCGCCAUUAGACGCGUAUAUCGAACUUUACACUUUUAUCCACGAAAAUGCAAUAAUAUAAGUAUAGUUGAUAGUUGUACGAGAUGAAACAAAAAUUAAAAGAAAAUAUUUCAUUAAUAAUAAUAACAAUAAUAAUAAUAAUAAUAAUAAUAAUAA
Molecule: messenger RNA, 2945 nt
Organism: Vespula pensylvanica (western yellowjacket)
Lineage: Eukaryota; Metazoa; Arthropoda; Insecta; Hymenoptera; Vespidae
Product: neprilysin-1-like
Exons: 13
Coding region: 228-2606 (792 amino acids)
Biological process (GO): protein processing
Cellular component (GO): plasma membrane
Molecular function (GO): metalloendopeptidase activity
Source: RefSeq, a predicted model, not a curated record